AUCAAAAGUGUAAACAAAUAAUAUCAUCAAUUCAACAUUUGACGUUUGUGAUUAAUGGAAAUGGAUUACGGACUUACACACAGAAAGUUAAUAUCGGACAACGAUCAAUGAUUGAAAAUGAACAAUUCCGAAUAUAAGAACUACCAUGAAUCCUUCAUGCAAAACAAUCACGGGUCUACAGCAGUUCAUACUUUUUUGAGUGUAUUUUUUACAGUGCAGUGUGCUUUAUUUUGUGCUAUUAAAGUCCCUAAUCACGGUUUAAAACAGUAUGUAUUAGAAUACAUUAUAAUCGUCCUCCCAACUAUAGUAGCGCACACGGUAUUUUCCAAUUACAUUAAUGAACUCAACCUCUGUGUGUCUGUGUUAUUAUUGUAUGAAAUAUUAAAAAAUAUUAAAUACAGUGAAGUUUACGACGCUUUCAGAUGUAUGAACAACUUUAAAAAUGACAAAAUACUAUCAGUAUCUUGUCUGAGGGGCCUAACUUAUCUAAUAACUGUAAUUUGUAUUUUGGCUGUUGAUUUCAAAGAUUUUCCCAGACACUUAGCUAAAACUGAAAAUUAUGGGUACAGUUUGAUGGAUACUGGUGUUGGUCUUUUCAUAUUAAUAAGCGGACUUGUACACAAAGAAUACAGUAAACAGAAUUAUGUGUCAAUUUUAAAGAGCAAUACAAAAUUUGUUAGUAUUCUUUUGAUACUCGGUGUGACCAGAUACUUGUCUAUAAAACAGUUAGAUUACCAAAAUCAUAUCACAGAGUAUGGUGUGCAUUGGAACUUCUUUUACACUCUUGCUGUUUGUAAAUUUGUAUCUUGUCUCCUCUUAAUAUUGCCAUUUGAUCCCUUGUUUUUGAGUAUCACUAUAUUAAGUUUUCAUGAGUUUUUAUUGUACAAAAAUUUAGAGGCUUGGGUGUUUAGUGACACACCGAGAAUUAAUUUAAUAGAUGCAAAUAAAGAAGGUAUCACAUCAAGUCUUGGUUAUGUAGCAUUAUAUUUAUUUGCUGUCAAAUUAAAAAAGAUACUCACUAAUAAAUCUGUUACUCGAUAUCAUGUGAUACAAACACUAAUUAUCAGUUCCGUUGUAUUAUUGAUUUCCUCCUAUAUUUGUAACUUGUACCGACCUGUUUCAAGGACUUUAGCUAAUGCAGGCUAUUCUUUAUACCUGUCAGCAAUAACUGCAUUAGUUUUGUCUCUGAUGUAUGUUUUAGAAAUAGUAUUUGGCUAUAAAAACAUUAGCUUCCACAUUCCAUUGAUAUUAGGUGCUAUAAAUGAUAAUGGAUUACUGUACUUUCUUAUUGCCAAUGUUGCCACAGGCAUAAUAAAUAUGUCCGUAAGAACAUUGUUUGUCCCGGCUAUGGCAACAUUUGUCAUAUUAAAUUUUUACAUGAUACUCAAUAUAAGUAUUAUUGUUUAUGCUAACAGGAAAGGUAUAAAAUUAUAAAACAAUUUUUGUAAGAAAAUAGUUUUAUUUUAUAAUAAAAUAUUAUUAAAGCCUAUUGUAUGUUAUACAAAUUUAUAAUUACUUGCUUUACCAAAAAAAAUUGUAAAAUAAUGUCAUACAUUAUGCUAAAUAUGAAUUAAUUAGCAUUGGAAUAUAUUGGCAAGGAGUUUUCUAUGCAAUCUACUUUCAAUAUAUCUUUUAACAUACAUAUAUAUAAAAAACAAUUCUAUAGAAAUGUGAAUAUAAAAGCAAUAUACAUAUACAUGACAUAUAAAAUUAAAGACAAAUAUAAUCCCUGUAUCUGACUUUGUGACUUUCAUCUACAUUACGUCUUAUAUUUGAUAACAACUGGACAAUUCACUAACUAACUUUGACAUAAAUGUUAGCUACCUAAUUCAGUUAACAUCAAAUCAAUAAGAACCACAUUUUUUGAUAACCUUAUAUCUUGUUGUUAACAAAAUACACAAUGUCAACUGGGCAAUAUCCAUUACCUACUCUAUGAUAUCCACAAAGGGUUGUUAACCACCGGAUGACAUUUUUUACCUAAAAUCUCAAUUUUUAUCAGUCACAUGACUUGAGAAUUACUAACAAUAGCUUGUUGGUAAAAUUCGUGAAUGUAUUGUCCACAAAAGUUACUUAAAGUUAAUGUGCUGACUGGAGUAUGUUGUUGUAUAAAUGUUUCAUAUUUCAAAGUUUUGCCAUACUCAACACUAAGGUAUACAGUGUGACUGGUGUAACUGACACUGACACUACAGUGACACUGGUGUCUGUAGUUUUCUAUCCAGCAUCAACAGACACCAGUGGAUGGGUGUAUCUAUCUAUAGGAUUGUUAUAACGAUUUCUAUGUAAUAAGUAUUAUAUCUACAGAAGACAGUUUGACUUUGGAUGUAGUAGUAAGCUAGUAAGACAAAUAUGUAUAGCUUGGCAACUUCGUUUGUAACACUCCCGAUGUUCCUAGCGGGCCGGGGGGCGUGUAGCGACAAACCCACGACCCCGCACGCACAAAUUCACACCCGCGCAGUCUUUCCCCACGUCGCCCGCAUAUCAUGGGAGUGUUACCAACGAACUUGCCAAACUAUAGUGUGUACUACUAAAGCAAUGUCAGCAUAACAGAAAAGCAUUGUUAAUUACAAGGACAUCUAAACCUGUUAACCUAAAGCCUAACUCAAUGUCAAAAUAAAGAAAUUUUUAUAAAAAAAA
Molecule: messenger RNA, 2634 nt
Organism: Bicyclus anynana (squinting bush brown)
Lineage: Eukaryota; Metazoa; Arthropoda; Insecta; Lepidoptera; Nymphalidae
Product: phosphatidylinositol-glycan biosynthesis class W protein-like
Exons: 1
Coding region: 118-1434 (438 amino acids)
Biological process (GO): protein localization to plasma membrane; GPI anchor biosynthetic process
Cellular component (GO): endoplasmic reticulum; membrane
Molecular function (GO): glucosaminyl-phosphatidylinositol O-acyltransferase activity
Source: RefSeq, a predicted model, not a curated record